Molecule: messenger RNA, 2842 nt
Organism: Eurytemora carolleeae
Lineage: Eukaryota; Metazoa; Arthropoda; Copepoda; Calanoida; Temoridae
Product: guanine nucleotide-binding protein G(k) subunit alpha
Exons: 9
Coding region: 143-1378 (411 amino acids)
Biological process (GO): adenylate cyclase-modulating G protein-coupled receptor signaling pathway
Cellular component (GO): heterotrimeric G-protein complex
Molecular function (GO): G protein-coupled receptor binding; G-protein beta/gamma-subunit complex binding; GTP binding
Source: RefSeq, a predicted model, not a curated record
AUCAAAAGCGCUUUUUAAUCGCAUUAAGCCUAUACCCCCUUUCAUUUUUCGUGAACACUCCCUUUAUUGUGCAAACUUAAUAAUGUAAUCCAAAAUGAUGAGCGAGAAACCCGAAACAUUUGUCCCAAACCAUGGUUGAUGCAUGCUUAUCAAUUUACGAGUUAACAAAUAUGAAAGAGCGUAUGAACUGUGUGUGUGUUAUGAGUUAAACUACUCCUCGUCGAUCUCCUGGUUACCAUGGAUACUAGAGAGGACAGAUCCACGGAUAUAUUUCAGUUCAAAUACAGAUUCAUCAAGGAUGGGUUCUAGUUGCAGUACAAUUAAUCAAAGGGUGCAGAGAAUGAUAGACGAGCAGUCCUCCUGGAACCUGAACCCCUACCAGAUGGAGGAGGAGACAGGGAAGCCGGAGAGGGAGAUUAAACUACUUCUGCUCGGAGCCGGGGAGUCUGGCAAGUCCACGAUCGUGAAGCAGAUGAAGAUAAUCCACGACAACGGGUACACGAUGCAUGAGAAGGAGCAGUUCCGUCCUGUUGUCUUCUGUAACACGGUCCAGUCUCUUCUUACUAUACUUAAGGCUAUGCCGGUUCUAAAGAUAGGGUUCAAGAAUCAAGUAAUGGUUGAAAACACAAACAAGUUUAUCCUCAUGUCAGCUCUUAUUACAGAGGAUUUGUUUCCAAGAGAACUGGCUGAAGUGAUGACUCAACUGUGGGAAGAUCCUGACCUACAACAUUGUUACUCUAGGAAUUCCGAAUAUCAACUGAACGACUCUGCAUCAUACUUUCUGGAUAAUCUUCAUCGAUUAUCCACUGAGUUCUAUCUACCUACAGAUCAGGAUAUUUUACGAACUCGUGUGAAGACGACUGGAAUUGUAGAAAUCCAUUUUCAUUACAAGAAUCUGCUCUUUCGAAUGUUUGAUGCCGGGGGUCAGCGCUCAGAGAGAAAAAAAUGGAUUCAUUGCUUCGACCAAGUCCACGCAAUCAUUUUCUGUGUAGCAAUGUCUGAGUACGACCUGGUGUUGGAGGAAGAUCAGCGUGUGAAUAGAAUGCAUGAAUCAAUGAAACUCUUUAACUCUAUCUGUAACAAUCGAUGGUUUGAAAAAGCAUCCAUGAUUCUUUUUCUUAAUAAGAAGGAUUUGUUUGAGGAGAAGAUCAAGGUGAGCCCCCUGACUGUAUGUUUUCCAACCUAUACUGGAGGAAACUCAUUCCAAGAUUCAGCAGAGUUUAUUCAUCUCAAGUUUCAACAGUUAAACAGAAACUGCGCCCACCGUUCUUUGUACUCUCACUUCACCUGUGGAACGGAUACUAACAACGUCAAGUUCGUCUUCGACGCGGUCACAGAUAUCUUGAUUAAGAAGAACAUGCAUGAAUGUGGUCUCUGACCUUCUGUACGCAUAUAGUUGUUACUUUGAUCUUCUGUACGCAUAUAGUUGUUACUUUGAUCUUGUGUGCGGAUGUAGCUUUACUUUAAUCUUCUGUACGCAAAUAGUUGUUACGUUGAUCUUCAGUACGCAAAAAGUUUUUACUUUGAUCUUCUGUGCGGAUAUGGUUUUUUCUUUGAUCUUCUGUACGCACAUAGUUGUUACUCUGCAAACCUUUUGUACGCAUAUCAAGGGUUAACUACAAAGGGAGCUCUUGAAAUAUAACGAACUGAGGUAAAUAAUGUUAUCUAGGCAAACUGUGUCUAAGCAAAAUGUUAACUAGGCGAACAUGUAGUAGAUGAAAGUGUAUACUAUCGACGAGAGUGUACUAGACGAAAGUGUACUAAGCGAAAUGUUACUGAGCCGGAUUAUGUCUUCGAUGGAUUUAUUGAAUAAUUUGCCAAAGAAAGAAACCAGUUCACAGAUGCAAGUACCAGGAACCUUCAAUUUAAAGAAAAAUAUUUCCAGAAUUCUCUAAACUCUCAUCAUUUCUGGAUAAUCCUGUAGUUGUUUGAUAUUAAGAUUUUCUUUGUUAUUCUGCAGACCAAUAAACCUACUAGAAUUACAAAUUGUUAAUAAAAAAUUAAUGGAAAUCCAAAAAACAAUUACAUCCAUUUUUCCAAUGCAACAGAACCAAAAAUAAAAAUGUUAUUUCGAUCAAAAUAUGAAAUAAUCUGAAACCAAACUUAACUCUCUAAACAUGAUUUAGAAACAAAAAAUAAUUCUUCAGAUUUUAAACAUUAAAUCUUCCUUUUCACAGCUUUAAAAACCGUAGUCAAUGCAAUUUACAAACACUUUAAUUGAAACCCGGAGCCAAACAAUUUUGUAAAUCUUGAAUAGAUGGGGUUGAAUACAAAUUUUGUUUUCUUAACCGCAGGGUUUUUCUCGAACAUUUAAAUAACAAUGAAAAUCUAAAAAGUCAGAAAUUACUUUUAACCCUUGGUAUGGCAUUGAAGAGUUUUUUAUUUUAGUGACUGGAGAAAUAAUUUCAACUGACUCUAUGUGACAUUUCCGUUUACUUGUUUUCUUUAUCAAAGUACCUUGCAGAUUUAUAUACAGCGGAAACAACAAACGAAAUUCAUCAGUUUUCAGGAUUGUAAAUUACGAAAUCUUUCUCAUUAUUUCUCAGAGAAAGGUUUAUGGGUACCGUUGUGAAUAAGACAAGCCAUUCUCUAAAUGGUAUUUUCUACAAUUUUCUCUUUAAAUUACGUCUACACUCUACGGUCCCGUUACUGGGGGAAAAUAUAAAGUUAUAAAUUACAUACUUUUUAAAACUAACUUAUAGCAAUAUUUUUUAAUCAUCUGUCAAAUCAAAAUCUCCGUCCGAUUCCUCCAAGCUUCCUCAAAUUUGCCUUUUAUGUAAAAAACUGUUUUCAUAAAUUAUAAGGAAAUAUAAAUUCACAAAAAAGUUACUUAAGUAUAUUU